This is a messenger RNA of Saccharomyces kudriavzevii IFO 1802, 1476 nucleotides long. RefSeq names its product Rrt12p (gene RRT12). Gene Ontology annotation, molecular function: serine-type endopeptidase activity. The transcript has a single exon. The record is from RefSeq and is a predicted model, not a curated record. NCBI's taxonomy places the organism in Eukaryota, Fungi, Ascomycota, Saccharomycetes, Saccharomycetales, Saccharomycetaceae. The coding region runs from base 1 to 1476 and encodes 491 amino acids. Gene Ontology annotation, biological process: proteolysis.
AUGAAGCCACAGUGCAUACUCAUUUCUUUGCUGGUAAACCUCGCAUACGCCGAGGAGUAUCUGGUGAGAUUUAAAAACCCGACUGCAUUCCAGCAAUUCACGUCAAAUUCUAACAGGUCAUGGAGACAGUUCAUCGACAACAAGAUCGAGAAAAAAUUCUCGAUUGGCUCGUUCCGAGGGGUGACCAUGAACCUGUCCAAGAACUUGGUCAACAAGCUGAAGAAAAGCCCUCUAGUCGCUGAUAUUGUGCCCAAUUUUAGAUUCGAGGCGUUCGAAAACGAUGGAACGAACGACGCCGAGCUGAACUACACGUUCAACGCCACCGCCAAGUAUUUGUACGAAGAUAUUGAUGAAGCGCAAAACAUCACGUACCAAUCAGACGCACCACGCCACUUGGCCCGAAUUUCCCGCCACUACCAGCUGCCAUUCGACAUCGAGGACAAGAACCGCUACAAAAGCUGGUUCAAUUACUACUACGAGGACGAUUACCUGGGCCAAGACGUCAACGCCUACAUCAUGGACACAGGCAUCUUCUCCGACCAUCCAGAAUUCGAAGACAGGGUCAUCCAGGGGAUCGACUUGACCAAAGAGGGCUUUGGUGAUCAGAAUGGCCAUGGGACGCACGUCGCAGGGCUCGUCGGCUCCAAGACGUAUGGUGCGGCCAAGAAGGUCAACCUUGUGGAAGUGAAAGUCCUGGGCAAAGAUGGCUCUGGUGAGGCCAGUAAUGUUCUGAGUGGACUGGAGUUCAUUGUGGAACAUUGCACGAGAGUCAGUCGCCCGCAGGGCAAAAAAUGUGUGGCCAAUCUGAGCUUGGGGAGUUUUAGAAGCCCCAUAAUCAAUAUGGCGGUGGAGGGGGCCAUUGAAGAAGGUAUUGUAUUUGUUGCCGCCGCGGGCAAUUUCAAUCUUGACGCAUACUGGGCCUCACCUGCAUCCGCGGAAAACGUCAUUACUGUGGGAGCUUUUGAUGACCAUAUUGACACUAUUGCCAAAUUCAGUAACUGGGGACCCUGUGUAAACAUCUUCGCGCCUGGCGUGGAGAUCGAAUCGCUUUCGCAUUUGAAUUACGAAGACACGCUGAUUUUGUCCGGUACUUCCAUGUCGACACCAAUAGUCACCGGGGUUGCAGCGGUUCUGCUAUCCAAGGGCAUCGAGCCUGCACUGAUUGCCCAGGAAAUUGAGUAUUUGUCCACGCGCAACGUGUUCCAUAGAAGAACGUUGUUUUUCAAGCCUUCCACCGCAAACCAGAUCCUCUACAACGGUGUCGAUAAACUGGACGAUCCAUACAAUGAUGAGACGUUCCCUCGAUUGAACAUAGAGGCAAUUGCCAAGGAACUGGAGGAGUAUAAUGCCACUUUGCAAAACCCUAUGGCCGAUGGUCUUCAUUCUGGUUCAAAACUAUGGGGUUGGAACAAUGAUGUCACUUUGCCUCUCGGCGAGAUUCGAUUGAAAAGACGUGAUUUCAUAAAGGAUUUAUAG